AUGGCUGAAGACAGCAACAACGAAUACACGCCUCUUGACUUAAGCAUGAAGGACAAAGCAACACCAAGUACAAGCCAUGACGGUAACCAAGGCGCUUCAUCUACAUUGGGCGCCUACACAACGAUUUCUGACGACACCUUGUGGUACCAGAGGAACACGCAGCAUCCGCCGAUGACCGACGAGACUUGCAACGUCGCCAGUGCCACUGACAAUGGCAGCACAAGUUGCCAGCCCCUGGUGUCCAUCAACGACGUCGAUAACGUAAGGCCCAGCACAAGCCGCGCUGGCAUGGAGAAAGCAUCAGCCAAUGUUGAAGACGGCGCCACGAAUGCUACUGGAACUGGAGGAAUGGAACAGCAAGACUCCUGCGGUGUCGAAGCAAGUGAUCAAUCGUCUGCCAAGAAGUCGACACACAAAUGCGAAAUAUGUGGCAAACUGACAAGAGAGGCUCGCAAUCUAGCUGCACAUUGCCGCACGCAUGCACGCGAGAAACCCUACAAGUGCGAAAGUUGUGAUAAAUCAUUCGCGCAUAGGCAGUCUCUCUAUAAUCAUCAACGGAUUCACGCAGGCGUGAAACCCCAUCUCUGCCAUAUAUGUACAAAACCAUUCAAAAGCAAAGCGGAACUUGAGAGUCAUCUCAAAUCACAUAGUAAGGACAGACCUUUCAUUUGCGACAUAUGUAAUCUGUCCUUUAAGCGAAACUGGCAUCUCCAAAGGCACCGCGAACGAUUUCAUGGGGACGAAAAGCCGUAUAUUGAGGAGUACAUCAACGACGAGUGGAAGGCGUUGAACAGACAGACCGAUGCCACUGACGUCAAUGAGCGACGAGUGAACACCUCUCCUGUUUUUUCGGGCAAUGCAGAUGCCACUGACAGCGGAAGCACCAAUUGCGCGCCGGCGGUGUCCUCCGCCAGUGCCGAUCACGCCAGGCCCAGUACUAGCCGCGCUGGCAUCGAGAAACUCUUGUGCACUACGAAAGACAUCGCGAGAAAAGCGCAUCUUAAAAAUAAUCUCGCCUUGCAUUGUAGCGACAAACCUUUCGUUUGUGAAAUCUGCAAUGUUUCCUUUACGCGCAACCAAAAUCUCAUAAGUCACCGCCAAUGCAUUCACAACAGUGUAAUCCCGUACUAG
Molecule: messenger RNA, 1131 nt
Organism: Dermacentor andersoni
Lineage: Eukaryota; Metazoa; Arthropoda; Arachnida; Ixodida; Ixodidae
Source: RefSeq, a predicted model, not a curated record